This is a messenger RNA of Triplophysa rosa, 2988 nucleotides long. RefSeq names its product RAD21 cohesin complex component like 1 (gene rad21l1). The record is from RefSeq and is a predicted model, not a curated record. NCBI's taxonomy places the organism in Eukaryota, Metazoa, Chordata, Actinopteri, Cypriniformes, Nemacheilidae. Gene Ontology annotation, biological process: mitotic sister chromatid cohesion; replication-born double-strand break repair via sister chromatid exchange; synaptonemal complex assembly. The transcript is spliced from 14 exons. Gene Ontology annotation, molecular function: chromatin binding; protein binding. Bases 768 to 2405 code for a protein of 545 amino acids. Gene Ontology annotation, cellular component: cohesin complex; synaptonemal complex.
AAUGAACGCAUGCUUUAUAUGCGCCACGCGCUCGUGUGUAAACACAUUAAGACAAUUUAUAAUAUAAUCUAAAAUAAAACAGUAUACAAUACGUUAAUGUUCCUGUAGGAGCUUGUUCUGUUGACAGACAGAGGCUUCAAUUCCGCGAGUAGGCUACAGUUUGCAAAACUGUGCGAACAGAUUGCGAAAGCGUGGGCACAGAUUAUGAAUUUGUGGGUACAGAUUUCAAAAUUGAGGGGACGGUUUACAAAACCGAGAGCACGGAUUGGAAACUCGUGGGUACAGUUUAUUAAUCCGAGAGCACGGUUUUGUAAACUGUGGGAACAGUUUUAGAAUCUGUGAGUACGGAUUUUUAAACUGAGGGAACGAAUUACAAAACUGUGGCCACGGAUUUGCGGGUCUUGUUUUUUUUUCUCCGACAGGUGACCAGACGGGCUCCGCAGAUUGCUCUAUUUGGGGAAGAUAUAAAAAUCUAUUGUAUGAAUUAGUUGCGUUUUCACGUAAAAAAACUGGCAUUAACACAGGUGCUAGAUAUAGUCACGUGUGUUUAUAAUAACAGCAAUUGCAAAUAUUUUAAAUGCAAUUACAUAACAGCAGUUUGUAGACAACUACAAAAAACAGUUUGAUUUGAGGAAAUACCGCUUUAAGAAAUAAAUGGCGGGCUGCACGUGCGACUUUUCUUCCGGACAACUUUCUGUUUACCUUUAAAAUAUCAAUUGGAAACACAGUGUAUUUUCUAAAUCUUCAUUCACUCAAGAGUGAGGACCAUGUUUUAUUCUCAACUCUUCACCUCAAAACGAGGAACAUUAGCCAAGAUCUGGCUGGCAGCACACUGGGAAAAGAAAGUAACCAAAGCAUACGUGUUUGAAUGUGACCUUGAGACCACCAUCAAAGAAAUUUUAUCCCCACAGGUUAAAAUUGGCUUGCGAACGUCCAGUCACCUUCUUGUAGGAGUCGUUCGGAUAUACUCUCGGAAAACUAGAUAUCUACUUGCGGAUUGCAGCGAUGCAUUGGUCAAAAUUAAAGUGGCUUUCCGGCCAGGACAGACAGAUUUGCCAAAAGAUGCAUUGGAGGCCACAUUUAAUAACAUCACUUUACAAGAAGUCUUCACUGACUUUGACUUCCAGUUGCCUGAUCUCAACACCAUCGAUGUGGUAGACCACUUCUCUUUAAACCAGUGUCGCACAGAAGACAUUACUCUUAAAGAGACAUUGAGGAGCAAUUUUCUCACUGUGGGCCUAGGAGAGGAUACCCACACUUAUCAAGGGCUUUUUGAUCAAAGUUUCAGUGUCCAUGGCGACUGCUUUGGUGAUGAAGAAAUGCAGGUUGACCUCAUUGAUUUUAUAUCAAGCAACAGUGAGGACGCUCUAGUGACUGAUUUCUAUGGGAACAUUCUUAAUGAAUCACCAGCUACACCUCCUCCAACUGCUGUCAGUGUUAUAGUGUUUGUGAAUCAAGAUGUUUCCACUUCAAAGACGGGUGUGAAUAGUCCAGCCUUGACUGAAACCACGUUCUUAGUGCAUGCGGAGGAAGGCUUCGCCCUUGGACCUGUUGUUACUACACCAUCUUCAAUAAAGAAGAGUGGGAAGAGGAAGCUGGUGGUCGAUCGGUCAAAGGAGCUAACUAAUGAUGUCAUAAGGGAGCAACUGGCUGACACUUCUGACCUAUUGACCACAUUAGAGAUAGCACCACCCACUCAACAGCUCAUGGAGUGGAAGGCAAACGGAGGGGUGAAGCAACUGUUCUCGUGUUUCUGCCUUCCAGUCUUACACCCUGAUUUAAAGCAGCUGUUCCCUCGUAACAUGUCUCCUAGGAGACAGCGGUUGGGUGCAGAAGUGGGAGAGCAGACUGACCUUGAAGAGAUGAGAGAGCAAACUAGAGCGGCUGACAGUGAGGACACUGCUGAGCCAGUACUGGAUGAAUGGAGUUUGCUGCAAGAGUCUAUAGCUCCAGAUAUAGCAGCAGACACUUCUGUAGAGCCUUCUGUUAGUCAUACAGAACCUCCACUCCCCUGGAACACCACUAGUGUGGAGAGUAGGAUGGAAGUGUCGUAUCCAGAGCCUCUUUCUGAAGACUCAGUGUUGACUCAUCUAUUUAGAGAGGCAAGGGAAACUUCAGUGGUGACACAAACACGGAAGCAGUCUUUACUGGACAGUCAGGAUGUGGAGGACAAGAGAAUGACCAUUCAGGCACGCAAACUUCUCCAAAUGCUCAAGACACAAAACUGCUCUCCCGAUGCCGCUUACAGCCUUUAUGCUAUGUGUGGGAGAGGCAGUCGUUCCUAUGUAGCAGCAAUAUUCUUCUGCCUACUGGUGUUAAAGAAGCAACAGGCACUGAACCUGCACCAGAGCGUCCCGUACAGUGACAUCACAGCCACACCUGGGCCCCUCUUUCACUCCCUGUAAAACUAGCUGUCUGUUUCUGAGUAUCAGGAGCCAUAAACCAAACUUAAUGUGAGGUUUAAUAAGGGUUAUUAGAACACAUUUGUUGUUUUUAUGCUUGUUCACGGUUCAAAACACAUUGCUUACCUGUUUUGAAAGAUUUUUGGUGAAAUAUUCAACGAUUAAAUAGACCUACUAAAGAAGAAAUGAAAUCCAGAAAGGUUGAGAAAUAGUACUUUGUCUCCUGGGUUAUUUUUAUGUGUAUAGUGUUUCUUAAAUAAAACAAAGUAAUAUAUAUAUUUAAGGUCUUUCGUAUUUUUUAUGACCCGGGCUUUACCCAGUACUGUAUAGCAGAAAGCACCACAAUGUACUGUUUUUAUCAUUUAAUUAAUUCUAUCCAUAUAAGUUUGCCCAUCAGUAAUUUGUUUUAGUGUAGCUAAUUUAUUGAAAAAGGUUCAUCGCUGAUUUGGUUCCUUAAAAGUUUUUGCCCAGUGUUGAGUUCUUAUGAUUGGCUUUGUUUUCACCCUUUGCUUGUGAAAGGUGAUGUUACCUGACAUUUUUGACAUAACUAUAUAUUAUGUAUGUAUAAAUAAAAAUAAAUAUUAAA